This is a messenger RNA of Rhododendron vialii, 2309 nucleotides long. RefSeq lists its product as uncharacterized. The coding region runs from base 397 to 1734 and encodes 445 amino acids. Lineage: Eukaryota; Viridiplantae; Streptophyta; Magnoliopsida; Ericales; Ericaceae. The transcript has 4 exons. The record is from RefSeq and is a predicted model, not a curated record.
ACCCAUCCUCGGAUCGGCGAAAAACGAUUAUAAAAGUUCAUCCCAGUGUCGGAGGAUUUCCCCCCAAAUUCGAUCGCUCAUCCCAAAUCCACUUUUCCAAUUUCUCUUUUCCUUCUCCAAUCGACUCUUUAAUCGUUCGAUUCUCUCCAUCCUCACUCGAUCGAUCCCAUUUUCACCCCUCCCUGCGCCGUGGAUCCUCUUCUAGGGUUAGGGUUUCGAGAUUUCGUAAUUUCUCGUCCCCGUCCCUUUUAUCGCUCCGUUUUUUGUUAAUUCAGUUUAUGGAAUUUUAAGCUUGCCUCGUUCUGCUCUAUUCCUGCCAUUUUCCGCAAUUUUGGAGCUUCUCAGGUGCAUAUUGUGUAUAUUUCUGUCCGAACUGUCUGAUUUGGAAAGGCUAAAAUGGUUUGUAAGCGACCUUUCCUUGAUGAGGAGUCUUAUGAUGUUGGUUCUAAGCACCCAAGACAACAUGGAGAGACAGCUCAGCAAUCUCCCGGUUGGGGAAUCACGCAUUUUAAUGAUGGUCCACAGAAACAAUUUUCAGAUGAAGGUGAGAACAGUGCUUGGAAAUCUCAACACGAUGGAAAGAUUACAAGGGGAGUGGUAGUUGAAGAUGUGAAUGGGAGCAAAAAAGAUCUUGAACUAAUUGCUUCUAGCAGCAUCGCUAGUGAUUUGUGGGUCAAUGGCAAUGUCAGUGAAUCUUUUGAGUCCGAAGCUGUGGUACAUUUGUCCUUCUUUCCACACUACUUUGAACUUGACCACCGGGUGAACGGAUUAGUUCUGCCCCAUGACAGUUAUUCAGUUCGGCUGGAUCAUGAUCCUAGAAUACCAGUUUCUGUUGGACCAGAUCAUCAAGCUGAUGUUCCUGAGUGGGCUCCACAGAGUUUCAGCCAAUCUUUUGGAUCAUGCAUGUCGGAGGAUGAUUAUGGCAACACAGCAAAACUGGAGGGAACUUGCAUUAUUUCUACACUGUCUACAGAGUCGCCUGCAUAUGAUUCCUCUGUGGAUGGGGGUAUGAGAAGCUACUGUAAUUGUCUCUACAAGGGUUCUAUUAGUUGUGUUAAGCAACAUGUCAUGGAAGCAAGAGAGAAACUCAGAGAAAACCUAGGGCAGAAAUCCUUUGAGGAAUUGGGGUUUUCUGGCAUGGGAGAGGAGGUUGCGAAGAAAUGGAGUGAUGAGGAAGAACAAACCUUUCAUGAAGUUGUAUUCUCUAAUCCAGCAUCUCAGGGUAAGAAGUUUUGGGACCAUCUCUCAGCCAUUUUCCCCUUCAAAACGAAAGCGGACCUUGUGAGUUAUUAUUUUAAUGUAUUUAUGCUUCGGAAACGAGCGGAACAGAAUAGGUUUGACCCUUCAAAUAUUGACAGUGACAACGAUGAGUGGCAAAUUUGUGAAUUAGGAAUAACUGAGGAAGAUGAUGACUCUGCAGUUGAAUCUCUUCUUGAUGGGGUUGAGGAGGCCAGAUCUGAUAUCCAUAAAGAUGAUGCAGACUCUGUGAAUCAUAUAAAUGGAGUGGGUGAGGAGGAUGAGGGAGAUGUAGAUGACUUUUCGUUGGCAAAUGGUGGGAAAAUUGAUGGUGGUUGUGGUCUUGGUCUUGAUCCUGCUUUUCAGCUUUCGGGUAAGGUAUCAAGCAAUCACAAGGAGCGCCAGGACAUCGAAGAUGACUCGUGCACGUCUUAUGAAUAUCAGUCUGACAAGGUUGAUUCCCGUGGUCCGAUUGAUUUGAGGACUGAUGCUAAGUAGUCUGGAUAAGAACAGGCCACAAUGCAGGAUCCUUGAAAGUUUUUAAGGUAUUUGGAUAAGUGUUGAAAGAAAUUUAUUUCUUUCCUAUGCACAAUGUGACUGAAGAGGUUUCAGGGAAGAUUCAUGCGUGGAUUCAGUGAAAAUGCCAUGGGUUUGGGUUCAGGAAUGCUUGCUUCGCCAGUGAUAUAUACCCUAUACUCUGCAAGUCUUCGGAUUUGGCUUUGGUUGGUGUGGACUGGCUGAGGCUUUCCGAUAAUUAGCGGGUUGUCGUUCGAGUAUUUCCGAUGUGAAUAAUCAGAUAUUGUUUGUAGAAAUUUAUGGUGUAAGCUCGAAAGCCUGGGAUUGGAUGGAUAUCGUGAAUAGGACAGGUUGUUUUCGAAUAUGGGUGCACCGAAGGAGCUCUCAUGGAACAUAAGAUUGAUGUAGUCUGUGUUGCUACCUACUUCCUUGAAAACUAGAUCACUUUUAGUGGAGUGGUUUAAUUUAAUGUUGUAGUUACUGUAGCGAGAAUGUUUGUUCAAUGAAGGUGAAAUCAGUUCGAAGCUUUGUAAAGGAAUGGCAUCUGUUUUCGCUGC